AUCUCCGGUUCUCCACACCACCAUUCAGAGGAACCACACCGCCACCCCAUCCACUUUAUCUCAGUUGAGAGGUUUAGAAGCGCGCGGUGAAGCACAAAGUGCAGCAAGAGCUGCGAGAAGAAGGAGCGAGCAGCAAUGGCGAGGCACAGCCUCCUUGCCGUGCUCCUCGUCGGGCUGGUCGCGGCCUCCGGCUUCAGCCAGGCGGCCGCCGCUGGCCGGGGCCUUGCUGAGAAGCUCCCCGAGCCGGAGCCCAAGCCGAUGCCGUACCCAGAGCCCAAGCCGCAACCCAAGCCAGAGCCAAUGCCUAAGCCUGAACCCAUGCCAAAGCCAGAGCCUAAGCCUCUGCCUAAACCUGAACCCAUGCCAAAGCCAGAGCCUAAGCCUAUGCCCAAACCCGAACCCAUGCCAAAGCCAGAGCCCAAACCGGAACCGGAGCCGGAGCCGAUGCCAAAGCCUGAACCUAAGCCUGAGCCCAAGCCUUACCCGAUGCCCAAACCCGAGCCUAAGCCUGAGCCCAAGCCCGAGCCGAUGCCAAAACCCGAACCAAAGCCGGAGCCCAAGCCGGAGCCGAAGCCGGAGCCCAAACCUGCGCCCAUAAAGCCAGAGCCUAAGCCGAUGCCAAAGCCGGAACCGAAGCCAGAGCCGAUGCCAAAGCCGGAACCAAAGCCCGAGCCCAAGCCCGAGCCGAUGCCGAAGCCAGAACCAAAGCCAGAGCCCAAGCCUGAGCCGAUGCCAAAGCCAGAGCCUAAGCCCGAACCAUUGCCUAAACCAGAGCCUAAGCCAGAGCCCAAGCCUGAACCUAUGCCUAAGCCGGAGCCCAAGCCUAAGCCCGAACCGAAGCCGGAGCCGCCUCCGAAGGGCAAGCCGCCAAUGACUGACAAUUGAUGUGAUACUCACAUAUGACAGUGGAAGGAGGAGAUCGACCCCGUCCGGAGCCACGAUGUGUUAUUUCUAGAAUAAGUGGCGUAGUAUCCGGCUAGCGAGAUAGUGAUGAUGCAUCUUUUUGUAUUGCUUCCGUAUUCCACCAUUCCUUUUAGUUUCUGUUGUUCCAUGCACCCGUGAUGAGUAUUACUACUUUGUAAUUAUCAUUUGCGUGUUGGUAUACGUUCAUCUGUGCA
Aegilops tauschii subsp. strangulata is the source of this 1118-nucleotide messenger RNA. RefSeq lists its product as uncharacterized. The record is from RefSeq and is a predicted model, not a curated record. Lineage: Eukaryota; Viridiplantae; Streptophyta; Magnoliopsida; Poales; Poaceae.